Molecule: messenger RNA, 1762 nt
Organism: Moneuplotes crassus
Lineage: Eukaryota; Ciliophora; Spirotrichea; Euplotida; Euplotidae
Source: the annotation of a GenBank genome assembly
UAUGAUGCGAUACCAGAUUUACAAAAAGCGGAUCCAGGCCAAACAGAUUGAGUAAUUUUCCUCAUAAUUAUGGCGAAGACUGGUUGACCCCAGAGGCUCAUAAUGCCAUUAUGAGUCAGAACAUUUUAUAACUGGGAAUAUAGACCUGACCCCACAAAGAAGAAUCAACAGCAGAUUAAUCGUUACUUCGAGAAAAAGACUAAAUAAAAUCCUGCACAAAAAGUGCCUUAGCUGCCACCGGCCUAAAGGAAUGGAGCUCUCCAGUGAGUUCCUGAACUCUAGUGAGAUCUUCAGUCACACAAAACAUGAGAAUAACAGAGAGUUUGCAGGCUCUACUUUUAUAAAGUCAGCAUCAGACAGAAGUCUGCACCCUGAUUUCGUAAAGUCAAUGCAAUCCUGAUCGAAAUAUGAGCCAUUUACUCAGAAAUUUAGAGAAAGUCAGUCUAAAUAAGAUCAUACAGCCACCUCUGAAUUACGUCCUUGGCAAAAGUGAUAGUCAAAUAGACCUUAGUAAAAGAGACAUAACUCCUAUAAAUCUCGAAGCUUUAAGAAAAUCUGCAGCUCAUCACCAGUUCAGGAUGAUGAACAAGAAGUUAUGGACUACUUCUAGAUCGUUUAUCGUCUCUACGAAGAGCAGCGGGAAGGAGGUAUCCCAGGAGUACAAGCCGCCUAACCCAGAAAAGAUGCCUCUUCAUGAGCCAUAUCUGGAUCCCAGAACUGAUUUCAGAUUGAGUAAGAAAGAGGUGUACAGCCGUUACUCAAAAUCUCAAAAGAAGAGAAUAUCUAACAAUCGAAAAUUCUAUGAGUCUGAGAAAAUCCCUCGAAAACAACUCAGCUUCAUGAAAAUGACUUCUGAAAACCACAAAACUAACAAAAGUUCUAUUCUAAAGAAGGGGAUCAAAGAUAGUAAUUCCAUGCUGAACCCUAAGGCUUCUGUGACCUCAGGAGUUAUGAUGGAAUCAGGCGAUACUUCCAAAGGAUUUGAAUCCUCGAGAGAUAGCCUAACUGACAAUAAGAAUUACCCCAAGAACAACAACAUGGAUCGCAAAAUAUCUAACUUAGAGAUCUUCAAGAAACUGAAGUCUUCCCAAAUCUCUGAAAGCACGUUUUCUACUAAGAAAACUGGCAUUUUCGCGAUCAAGGUCAAAAGGGUUCAGGAUUCUGCUCCCUCUGAGAAAGACACGCUUAAAGAGAGUAGUAAUAAGCUUGAGAAUGAAAUUAACCACUCUCCUCCGUUACUGUUCAGCCCUUUGAAGCGGAAGAUGUUAAAUGGAACCUCUAAAUUGCAUAAAAUUUCUACCUUCAACGAGGCUAAUAUGAGCCGUAAAUAAAAAGAUAGACUCUUCUCCAACCAAAAAAAUAGCCAUGGCUAAAAUCUUGAGUGGAGAGGACCAAGCUCCAAAUUUAUUGAUGAAUCAUCACUCAAAGUCAAGCAAACCUUCACCGAGAAGUCCUUCUAAGAAACUCUCAAAUAAUUUCUCGAUGUCAAAGAUAGAUUCUUCCAUCUAUUCAACUAGCUCGAAGAAUCUUAAGAAAUAUGACCAAAUAGGGAGAAGCCCGAAUGAAGGAAUAAUCAGGAAGGAAUACAAAUAACUUCUGUGAAACAGAAUCCCCACAAGAAAAAUACCUUAUCAAAAGAAGACUCUCUCCUUUUAUUUCAGAAUGAGUCAAAAAUUACUUUGAAGCUGAGCGUAAUGAGCUGUAACCUAUCUUCCUGAUGAUAGCUAAUCUGUCAGUACAAGAUCCCUGAAAUGAAGAAUUU